Oncorhynchus mykiss (rainbow trout) is the source of this 1524-nucleotide messenger RNA. The record is from RefSeq and is a predicted model, not a curated record. NCBI's taxonomy places the organism in Eukaryota, Metazoa, Chordata, Actinopteri, Salmoniformes, Salmonidae.
GAAUUAGGGUUGAGAGAGGAGUGGAGGGGAAGGAUUGAUGUGAUUGGUCCAGAAGGAGGGUGGCUGUACAGUCAUAUUCUUCUGAAAGCAUGGCUCAAUGAAUGAACACUCUUCAUUUCAGGUAGCCAGCCAACACAACAUUGAGUUCUCCUCCACAGCUGACUGAAACUGACAGUUGAACAUUGGCUGGUUGACUGAGGUAUUAUCCAUCCAUCUUCCACUAAUCCAUUGUUUUCCUUGCAGAUCACGUUUACAGAUACACAGACAGAGAAACUGCCAAGGUAACUGUGUCUCAGAUAGAUGGCUGACAAGCAGAUCAGUUUACCUGCCAAAUUGAUCAACGGGGGAAUUGCUGGACUGAUUGGUGUGACAUGUGUAUUUCCUAUUGACCUAGCCAAGACCCGUCUCCAGAACCAGCAAAAUGGUUCCCGUCUCUAUACCAGCAUGUCAGAUUGCCUUAUCAAGACCAUCCAAUCAGAGGGGUACUUUGGCAUGUACAGAGGUGCUGCUGUGAACCUGACUCUGGUCACUCCAGAGAAGGCCAUCAAACUAGCUGCCAAUGACUUCUUUAGACAGCACCUGUCCAAGGAUGGUCAGAAGCUUAGCCUGCUGAGGGAGAUGCUGGCGGGUUGUGGUGCUGGUACAUGUCAGGUCAUCAUCACCACUCCCAUGGAGAUGCUAAAGAUUCAGUUACAGGAUGCAGGGCGGAUAGAGGAUCAGAGGAAGCUGAUGUCCCAGGCUGCAGUUGGGGACCCUGGGGUCCCAGUGGAGUUGAGGUCCCAUACAGCAAUGCAGCUCACCCGGGAGACGGUAAGAACAUCUCUGUACAGCAAUGCAGCUUACAAGUGCAUGGUAAGGACAGUUGUGUGUGUGUAUACAUGUAUGAGUGUGUAUACAGUUGUGUGGUUUUUCCAUGCAUCGGCAAGACAGAACAGCUGCCUCCGGUAAGACAAGGGGUGGAGGUCUGUGUCUAUUUGUCAAUAACAGCAGGUGCGCAAAUUCAAAUAUUAAGGAAGUCUCGAGGUUUUGCUUGCCUGAGGUACAGUAUCUCUUGAUAAGCUGUAGAGUACACUAUUUACCAAGAGAGUGUUCAUCUAUAUUUUUCGUAGCUGUCUAUUUUCCACCACAAACCAAUGCUGGCACUAAGACCGCACUCAACGAGCUCUAUAAAGCUAUAAGCAAACAAGAAAAUGCUCAUCCAGAGGCGGUGCCCCUAGUGGCCAAGGACUUUAAUAUAGAAAAACUCAAAUCUGUUUUACCUGUUACAUGUGCAAGAAGAGAGGAAAAAGACUCUAGACUACCUUUACUCCAAACACAAAAAUGCGUACAAAGCUCUCCCUCGCCCUCCAUUUGGCAAAUCUGACCAUAAUUUCCCCUCCUGAUUCCUGCUUACAAACAAAAACUAAAGCAGGAAGUACCAGUGACUCACUCAAUAUGGAGGUAGUCAGAUUACGCAAAUUAGAGGUCGACCGAUUGUGAUUUAUCAACACCGAUGCCGAUUAUUGGAGGACCAAAAAAAGCCGA